This is a messenger RNA of Drosophila willistoni, 501 nucleotides long. RefSeq lists its product as uncharacterized. The transcript has 2 exons. Bases 27 to 389 code for a protein of 120 amino acids. Gene Ontology annotation, molecular function: zinc ion binding; nucleic acid binding. The record is from RefSeq and is a predicted model, not a curated record. NCBI's taxonomy places the organism in Eukaryota, Metazoa, Arthropoda, Insecta, Diptera, Drosophilidae.
UCCAAUGCUUCACUAGUCCUAGACAAAUGUUAAAGGCAUUUGCUGAGGUGCACCUUGAUGUCGCUGAGCAAACUACAAAGGACAUAAACACCGGCACCAGACGUCAUGAGUUACGUUGCCGCAACUGUAACAUUAAAGGACUUUUGUGGAAGGAUUGCAACAAGACGAUUAGAGCCCGUGGCUCAUGUUAUGUUUGCGGUUCAAUGGAACACUGGGCAGCUAAAUGCCCGGCCAAGACGCGCUAUUCGACUAAGGACAACUUCCCAGAACCUGGCGGAACUGCUAAGAAGACCGAAUCAGCCAGGAGCAGCGACCCAAAUGAUGACGACUACCCAAGCAAAAGCCGCCUCCAUACAACCCAGCACAACAACAAUUAUCGUGCCUCGUAGACUCGGGGAGUCCAAUCUCUAUAAUUAAGAAGUUCCUACCCGUCGAAGCGCAAAUAUCUUCAGUCGAUACACCCUAUCACGGCAUUAAUGAAAGCCAACUAAUUAUUUUUGG